Messenger RNA from Corvus hawaiiensis (hawaiian crow), 937 nucleotides. RefSeq names its product basic helix-loop-helix family member a9 (gene BHLHA9). The transcript has a single exon. NCBI's taxonomy places the organism in Eukaryota, Metazoa, Chordata, Aves, Passeriformes, Corvidae. Gene Ontology annotation, molecular function: DNA-binding transcription factor activity, RNA polymerase II-specific; protein dimerization activity; RNA polymerase II transcription regulatory region sequence-specific DNA binding. Bases 1 to 738 code for a protein of 245 amino acids. Gene Ontology annotation, biological process: regulation of transcription by RNA polymerase II; developmental process. The record is from RefSeq and is a predicted model, not a curated record.
AUGCCCGGAGCAGCCACGGGGAAAGGCACGGGGCCAGAGCCCGACAGCUCGGAGGAGGACUUGGAAGCGGGGGACGCGCCCCAGGCCUGCUACAGGCAGGGUUUGUGGGUCUCCCAGGGCAGGGAAGCAGACGCCAGCCCGGGGGACACGGAAGGGAUGAAGGUGAGGAAGAGGAGCAGGCCGGUGCGCUCCAAGGCCAGGAGAAUGGCUGCCAACGUCAGAGAGCGUAAGAGGAUUCUGGACUACAACCAAGCCUUCAACGCCCUGCGGCUGGCCCUCAAGCACGACCUCGGUGGCAAAAGGCUUUCUAAAAUCGCAACCCUCCGGCGAGCCAUCCACAGGAUCACGGCUCUGUCGCUGUCCCUGCACGGCGCCGGAUGCUGCUGGCCCUGUGCCCACUCAGAGUGCCGCGCCCAGGCCGGGGUCCCUGCGCAGGAGCCGGGGGUGAAGGGCAGCCGCCCACAGCUGCCCUGGGAGCCCGGUUCUGCAGGUACACGGUGCCCUCCGUCCCCUCUGUGCGCUGGGUUUUCCCCUCAGAGGCAGCUCCAUCACUACGAGAGCCCGAAGGAGACUCGCUCCGUGCCCAGCCCCGCCUGUUGCUCCAGCGCGAUCCCGCUCCGCGGCGCCGGCCAGCAGCGAUUCACGGGCAGCCUGCAAGAACCGCUGGCCGGGGCCGUCCCCUGGCAGCUGGGCUAUUGCCAGGGCUGGGGACACCAGCAGUGCCUCCCCAUCCACUGACCUGCAGGGCUGGGGUGGCAGCACGGUGACGGGAAGGUGACGGAUCCGUGGGACAAAUGGGGGGAGCGGGAAGGGACUGUUGGGUGAGGGAGAGAAGCGCUGCAGGAUGUAGAGCUCAGCUGCGAUGCUGGCGAGCUCAGUGAGCCCCCGACACGCUGUACAGGACCCUGCUGCGGGUCUCCCCUCCGCGGGAAAACUG